Molecule: messenger RNA, 3482 nt
Organism: Zerene cesonia (dogface butterfly)
Lineage: Eukaryota; Metazoa; Arthropoda; Insecta; Lepidoptera; Pieridae
Product: MPN domain-containing protein CG4751
Exons: 7
Coding region: 226-2925 (899 amino acids)
Biological process (GO): double-strand break repair
Cellular component (GO): BRCA1-A complex; BRISC complex
Molecular function (GO): polyubiquitin modification-dependent protein binding; metallopeptidase activity
Source: RefSeq, a predicted model, not a curated record
ACAUUUACUGUGUUUUGUGUAUUGUGAAUUGUCCCAUGUCUGUUUACAUUAUUAUAUUUUCGAUUUUUUUGUAUCGUUUUACUUAAUAUUGAAAGGUUAGUGUUCGCCGAUUACUUAUUAUGAAUGGUUUUUUUUUUAAUUUUAAGUAAGUGCCUGGUGCUGAGCAAAUAUUAACUUAGAAUCCCAUUAGUUGCUCUUAAAAUAAUUGCGGCACAUUUGUAAUCGAUGGAGGAUUUGCAAACCUCUCAUUUGGCCGCUGCGUUAAUGUCUGGUAGUGGGCAAUAUGCAAAUAGUACAGCCUUAGAAGUACCAACAUCCGUUAGUGGCAAUACAAGUUUAGAAGAACAGAAAGAUAAAACAAAUGAAAUUCGAAAGGAACCUCAUGAAGAAGAAAAAGAAGAGAAAGAUGAUAUUGCUAGUGGAGAAGAGUUUACUGAUGAGGAGUCUGAAGCACAAACAGGCAGUAAGUCCAUGCCAGGAAGAGGUGUCACUCUGCAAAUGCUGUUGGAGGAUAAAAUGUUAGAACCAGGAAUUGCAGCAAUGACGAUUGAGUAUUUGGGUCAAAAGUUUGUUGGCGAUUUGCAAGCAGAUGGUAAAAUUAAAUCACAUGAGACAGAAACAAUAUUUUGUUCUCCAUCUGCAUGGGCCAUACACUGCAAGAGAAUAAUCAAUCCAGAUAAAAGAUCAGGAUGUGGAUGGGCCUCUGUUAAGUAUAAAGGAAAGAAAUUAGAUACAAUCAAAGCAACAUAUCUACGGAAGAAACAAUUGCAAAGGGAAAAUAUGCAUAGUGAUGAGGAAACAGAAAUGGAAGUUGAAAGCCCACCUGAACCUCCUCCACAAAGAGUUGUUAUGAAGCACAAUACUGUUCCAAAUAGAAUGAUGCAACACGAUGCAAAUAUGCUGAUUGAAGCUGUUUCAUUUUCAUCUGCUGGAAAAGUGCAACCUUUUGUAGUAUCUGUAAGCUCCAAUGCAAGCCUGGUCCUUGACAUACAUUGUCAUUUAAAAAAAGAAGAAGUCUAUGGGUAUCUUGCUGGCACAUGGGAUAUGAACUCACAUAAUAUUGUUAUUACACACACAUUUCCAUGUUUGAUAAGUAAAAGUGAUAGCAAGCCACGGGUUCUGGUUGAAUUCGAAAUACAAAUGGAAAUAGAAAAACUUGGUCUUACACUGCUUGGGUGGUACCAUUCACACCCUACUAAUCCUGCUAUGCCAAGUCUUAGAGAUUGUGAUAAUCAACUGGAGUACCAAAUCAAAAUGCGUGGUCCUUCAGAAAUAUCUUAUACACCUUGUAUUGGUGUUAGUUGUUCACCAUAUAACCCUGAGAGUCCAGUUUUGGAGUCUUCUUUGACGUUUUUCUGGGUAAUGCCCCCAUCAGAACAGAGGCCUACUGAAUAUCCGCGCCCUUUAUUAUUGCAAUAUAAUAUGAUUCACGAUAGUCAUCUCACAACGCACGCAAUGGAGCAAAUAAAGAGGAGCAUAAAAUAUUAUUUCACUCACGCUGAUGAAACAUUUGUAAAUUUCAAAGAUAAUUUCAAACCGGACAUAACAUUUCUAGAUAAAUUAAAAUGUACAUUAACACCGAAAUUUCCACGGGAACAAAGUGACGGUUUGCUUUGGCAUUUUAUUAAAGGUGAAUUGGGGUGCGCAUCUGAAAAUGAUGAUAAAAUGGAUUUAGAUGCUUUAUUGGCAGUGCCGCAACCAAUACCUGCAUCUAAACCUAGCCAGACUUCCUCAAUACCUAAUUUUCCUUCAGUCAGUACUUUGCAGCAAAUGGUUAGCAGACCAGCCGGUGUUCCGCCAAUAAACGUGUCGUCUGCGAUAGGUUCCUUAUCACCACAUAAAUUUGAAUCGCCUUUAAACAUUCCAGUCUUGCCAACAUCGUCAAAAUCAUCAAAGUCAUCUACACCUCUGCCACCAGCAUAUCAUACUGGCUUGGAUAUGUUAACAAAUAUGGCCUUAGGUUUGGGCCCUUCUAAUAUACCGUUAUCUUUAGGUGCCAGCGGACUCGAUAGCUUAGCAGCAGCUAAUAGUAUGUUGACAGGCCUUACACCUGGCUUAGGUACGAAUUUAGCGACAGGAUUAUCUAGUUCUAAGUUGCCAGAACUCCCAUCAUACGCUGCUUCGUUACAAAGUCUCACAAGUGGCAUUGGCAAUUAUGAAAAAACAUCGACAAGUACUUCCACUAGUUGUACUUCUUCUGCUGCACCCAUUCCUGCUAGUGUUGCGUCUAAUUUAAUGAUGAGUUCCGCCGAUAUUGCUAACGCACUAUUUUCAGCUAGUAAAUAUUCUAGCGCCGGAAUAUUAGGUAUACCAGAUCCCAUGUCGAAGUCUACGCUAGCUGCUAAUAACAUGUUUUUAUCUCCAUCAUUAUUGAAAAUGCAGGAAUCUCUAUUGAAGCCUCUUUCUACCAGUAGUCCAAUAUCCACCAAAGUUGGGUUAGAUCAAAAUCAACUCAUGAAAUCUCCUCACGAUUUGUUAAAAGGAAACAAGGACGCCUAUCUCCCUCCUGAUUUUGGAUCUUCUGGGAAAGUAAAAGAUAAUGUUUUAUUGGAUCCAAUGAAAACACCUGAGGCAAGUACGUCCUCGAAGGAUGUACCGAAAUCAAUGAGUUUAGAGACAACCGCUACAGAUUUUAGUAUGUCUUCUCGGCUUGGUAGUGAUUCUUAUCUCAAUCAAAUGUUGGAGCUAACGAAAAAGACUACUAUACCAGACUACGCAGCCGAUUACAGUCAAGUGAGAAAACAUACAGAAGAAGAUGCGCAGCCCAUACCUUUAUCGUCACACUCAUAUCAAGCACCCACUAGUAUUGCGGAUUCAAUGGCGCACGUAGGUUUAAGUAAUUACAGUAAAAUGGAUGAUCCUUUGGAUUUCUGUAAAACGCAAGAUUAUAGCAUGAAUCGGAAUUCGAAUGAAUCUCAAAAUUAAGUGUGUAAUGAAAAACAUUGAAUUGUAAUCCUUGAUGGUUUUAUAUUGGCUAUUAUCGAGCAAAAGCAUGACGAAAAUUAAGUAUUAUUUGCGAAGUAUUAUAACGACCGCCUCCUUAGUACAGUGGUAAACGCGUGAGCGUAGAACCGAGAGGUCCUGGGUUCGAUUCCCGGUGGGGACAAUAAAAAAAUGUCUCGGUCUGGCAGGACACAGAAGGCUGAUCACCUACUUGUCCAUAAAGAAAAUCGAUCAGUGAAACAGAUUUAUAUCAUCUGCCCCAUACCCUAGUAGGGGAAACGGGACUUCACUUUAUAACGAUAAGCUUAAUAUCGAAUUCAUGCGAAAGUGUCAAUGUGGUAUUAAGCUUGAUGAAUGAAAAAUUCAAUAAUAUUUUUUCAUUUCUCCACUUCGAUAUAGUCUAUAAAAAUAACGGAUUAAAAGCAUUUAAUGUGGUCUAGGUGUUGAUUAUAUUAGUAUAAUUGUAUUUUGUGUAGGAACAUUUAUGUGUGUACCGUGAUUCUGCAUUUAAAAAGUGUGUAAUAAAAGUGUAAAAAAUG